AUGGAACAACCAGCCUUUAUCUUCUUGAAUGCAACAGGAUCUAGUCUCUCCCCACCGGCUGCGAAGCGAAUGAGGGCACAUAUCACCAAAACCAACUUCGCCAAACGCCGCCAACAUGCUCACCUAACCGGAUCAGAACAAAAAGAACAGAGAAAGCAUCAAUCACAGCAGUUGAAAGAGAGCGAAAAGCCUAAAAGUAACCAGCUCACUACAUCAUUGCCGCCUAAAUCCACCAGCUCCGAGUUAGCUCGUGAUGCAACAGCUUUCUUCCUGGAAGGCAGGCACUCUCCGGGCAGUGCAAGUGAAGCAGCAUGGUUUAAUCUUAUUGCCUCGGACCCGGUGCUAACCGAAGCGUCACUGGCGGUAGCGGUACGGCACUGGUCACCCGAUAAUGCAUGGCAAUUGAAAGCAUGUCGGCAUUCAUAUGCAGCAGUCCAUCUUAUCAAGCAACGAAUCACGUCUACGGGUACUCGGACAGACGGUGUCCUCGGCGCAGUUACCACUUUGGCGUUCGGGGCGACUCUAGAACAGGAUGAUGUGGCCUGGAAUGUUCACAUAAUUGGUCUUGCACAUAUGAUCAAAGAUAGAAAAUAUCGUGCGAUGACCCCGCCGCCAUCUUGGAUGACAGAUCUGGUUGUCCAGGAUUCCGUCAACGCCAUCUUCAAUUUCCCACGACUAUAUCAUGAGCGCAUUCUCGAGGCUAUGAUCGAUUACAAUGAUCAGAGGAUCCUUAGACUAAAAGGAAUAUGUGAUAGUGUGAUCCAGCUACAGAAGAUGAUCGACUCCCAUCAUCAGCACCAAUUUGAUGCGACUUUGGUGGCACGAGAGAUCGAAGAGCCACUAGCCCAGCUGCAUUACAAAGUACGAGCUCUCCGAGCUAUUGACGAUGUAUACGUCCAGGCCACCGCGCGAGCAAUCGAACUAGUACUCUAUCUCCUCUGGCCCUCGAAGUCGGGAGCUUACUUAACCCUUCUUGCGGAGGAGUUGAAAGAAGCAAUAUGUCGAUUUCCGAUCAAAGGCUGCUCCUACAUGAAUUUGACUUCCUUUCCGCUGAUGAUUGGAGCCAUUGCCGCCGACGAAAACUCGCUCGCGAGGGCAUGGUUUGUCGACCGAUUGGCCCGGGAAGUGCGGGCGAUGCAGUUACGCGGUUGGAAUAGACCACUCAGCCUCUUACAAAACAAGUAUUAUAAUACUAAUACCAGUCUUAUGGGGCGAUUCAAAUCUCUCUGGCAUGAGUUACACUAUGUCGCUAACGACCUUGACGAUUGA
Molecule: messenger RNA, 1269 nt
Organism: Penicillium crustosum
Lineage: Eukaryota; Fungi; Ascomycota; Eurotiomycetes; Eurotiales; Aspergillaceae
Exons: 3
Coding region: 1-1269 (422 amino acids)
Source: RefSeq, a predicted model, not a curated record